This is a messenger RNA of Betta splendens (Siamese fighting fish), 1214 nucleotides long. It is a transcript of the gene mustn1a, whose product is annotated as musculoskeletal, embryonic nuclear protein 1a. Lineage: Eukaryota; Metazoa; Chordata; Actinopteri; Anabantiformes; Osphronemidae. The record is from RefSeq and is a predicted model, not a curated record. Gene Ontology annotation, cellular component: nucleus. Gene Ontology annotation, biological process: chondrocyte proliferation; chondrocyte differentiation; tissue regeneration. Bases 737 to 973 code for a protein of 78 amino acids. The transcript has 3 exons.
CAUCAGCAACAACAUGGAAACUUGAAGGAACAUGUUCCGGAACUUUACAUUCUGUCACUCACCACAAACAAAACCUAAUAUUGUCCACUGAGACCUCCAGUGUUUGGUAGCAGAGAUUUAAAUGGGACACAUAUCCUCUGCAGAGUACAGUGUUUGUGUAUACUUUGUCAUUUAGCCCUUUGACUAAAUAUGUUGUUUAUUGACUGUAUUUUGGGAAACACUUUGAAGUUCACUAUUGGUCUUUCCUCUUGGGGCCAAGUAAUGAUAUAAUUAUGGGAAAGCAGGAAAAGCAUGGAGGGAUGGGAGUAACUUUAACCAGUGGAAUUGUUGUUAUUCUCUACUCUUAUAUGUGAAUCUGCCAUGACUUAACGUUGUAUAAGACGGCUACAUCUACUGUAGCUGAGUUAAAGAGAGGGGGAGGAUGCAGAGAGAGAGAGACAUUAAUAAGGGUCCCGCAUCUGUGGGAUUUCUGUGGGGAGAGGUAAUGCCUGUGAUCUCAUCAUUUUCUAAAGAUGCUGCUGAGAAAAGCCAGACCAGGCAGAGAACCAGAGAAAGGAGGAGCCUGUGCCUCCUCUGCGUCAUGUCUUAGUGUCAGUAACAGAUUUAUUUUCCACUGGGGAGUCACUGCUGUGUGUGUAUAUAUACAGUAUGUGUGUACUGAACUGCACUUAAAACAGAAAAAGACAGUUGACAGAAGGAGAACUUCUCACAGGAGGUCGUCAUCCAUUUGACCAUCAUGUCUCAACCUGGUCAGGAAGAGGACGAACAAAUACAGCGUCCUGAGGUCAGCGAAGAGGAUUUGACUGAAGCAAAAAACAAACUGGGGACCAGUGGACCUGCAAAGAGCAAGACAAUGGAAGUAAUGGAGGAGUGUGAGAAAAUGGGCAAAGUUGCUCCAUCUGUGUUCAGUGGUGUGAGGUCCGGAGGUGAAACCGUCUUCAACGCUCGCUCUGCUCGACCAGCGAGGAAGUAACGGCAGGGAGCAUCCAGAUGUGACAACACCUGUUCUGUGUUAGUCUGCAGCUGCACUGAAGUCCUGAAGCAUUGUGUACUCAUGAACAUUUUCCUAAACGGCAAAAAGUUUCAUCAGCAUGCAAAUCAGAUUUGAAAGUAGACAAUACUGUCAUCUGUAGUAUACAAAUACUGUGUAAUGAUUAGGCUAAAUCUGUGAGCAAAACCAAAACAGUUAAAAACAUUAAAAAGCAUGAGUCAUG